CAGUAAACGUCACUGUGCGCGGGUCUUUGGUCCUCCAGACGUGACACGUGCUCCCGCCUGGCCUGGGGAGGCUCUGGCAGCUUCCAGUGUCGGAAGGGAGGGGACCCCGGCCGCGGCAAGGCGGGCGGAGAGGAGGGUGGACCCAAUGCGGGGCGGGGGGCCACCUUUCCCGCCCGUCCGCUGGGGUGGAAGAGCCUGGUGCGUGGUCCUUUCUGUCUGGGGAAAGCUUUCAGUGAGGCGGGCUUUGGGACUGGGGAAGAGGAGCUCUCUGAGCUCGCAGGCUCCUGCUGAGAGCCUCUGCGUGGCUCCCUCUUCCGCAUCGGGAAGCUCAGCUCUACAGCCAGCGGCCCAGGCUGCCCGAGUCUCAGUUCAUGACUUGCCUGGGCCUGCUCUCCUUGGCUCUUUCCAAUUCUUCUGUCCAAUUUCUUGGCCUCACCCUCACCCCUGGCCUUUUUCUUCCCUGCAGUGCCCAACGCAGCUCGGCACUGGUGCCUCUGUUUGCACCUGGGCUCCACAAGGCCCCACGGGGCUCCACAAGCGCUUUCAUCUGGUUCUUGUUAUAAAACGGGCUGCCCUUUGCCUCUGCAGCCAUUCCAGAGGCUGUCCUGUGGAUCGUGGUAUUGGCAGGAGGAGGGCCCCAAUCAGAUGGAUUUGGAAGAAGCUAACUUAAAUAUCAUUUAGCCAGUGAUGUUCGUCCCUUUAAUGUGCCACGUGCAUUGCCAAACCCGAAAACAGCUACAGCAUCUCCCAAACUUGGGUGGUCAUGGAACUUCAGUGUUGUGUUCCUUUCUCUGUACUUUUCCUGAUUAUCACCACAAGGGCCUUGUUGGACUCACCAUGAAUUCCAUCUUGAAUCGUUAUAUUUCCCAGGGGUUCAUCUCAUGGUGGCAAUGGCAUGACAGCUCCAGCCUCAGGGCCCCUCCUGGAAUGCCCCCCUGGAAUGGAGUUCAGUAAACAUUUGUUCAUAAAAUGAUGAACUGUAAAGUACUGGGUUGUGAUUUGGCAUCUCUGCAUUACAUGUUUCUAGAUAUGGAUCAAAAACUUCCAAAGUUGGUAGAAGAGCUCACAACUUCAGGAGAACCCCAGCUGAAUCCCGAGAAAAUGAAGGAACUAAAGAAAAUUUGCAAGUCUUCAGAGGAGCAGCUGUGCCACGCCUACCACCUGCUGAUGAGCCAGCUGAACCAGGAGCAUGCCGAGAUCCGCCUCUCUGCCUUCCAGGUGGUAGAUGCACUCUUCGCCCGGUCGCAUCAGUUCAGGGUACUGGUCGUUUCCAACUUCCAGGAGUUCCUGGAGCUGACGCUAGGCACGGAUCACGAGCAGCCCCUGCCGCCUCCCAGGGAGGUGGCCCAGAAGCUGCGGCGGGCUGCCAUCCAGGCUGUCGAGAGGUGGAACGAGAAGUACGGCGAGGCCUACAAGAAGCUGGCCUUGGGCUACCACUUCUUACGACACAACAAACAGGUAGACUUUCAAGAUGUCAACGCUAGGACCUUGGCAGAAAGAAAGAGAGAGGAAGAGAAGCAAAAACGCUUGGAUAACAUCUACAGAGAGCGAGCCAAGCAGGCCGAAAGGGAGAUGGAAGAACUGUCUGAAGAAAUCCGAUCCUGCCUGACGGAAGUGGAGAACUGCUUUCAGCUGUUAGUGCCCUUCGACUUGGCCACUGGCCCGGGGGCCACCUGCCCUGUUGUGGCCCCGAGGGUAGCUGCUGAGGAUGCCCCUCCCUCCUCGAGCCUCGGCCCGGCCCCCCCUGGCCCCCAGGAUGAGGAGCAGCCCUGUUGCAGCAGAGCCCUGCCUGCCUUUCCACGCUGCCUGGGAGCCAUCGGCCGUGGAGAGGCAGAGGCAGCCCCGGGGGACCUGUCAGAGGAGGAGCACGAGGACCACCUGGAAGAGUUCAUACGGAGCCACGGGCUUGGCUCGCACAAGUACACGUUGGACCUGGAGCUCUGCUCAGACACCCUGCGGGUGCAGGAGGAUGAAGACAACAGCGCCGUUGUGCACAGCACCCGGGACGCGCUCAAGCUCAUCCAGAACAAGUUCCUGCCGUCCGUGUGCUCCUGGGUGCAGCUGUUCACCCGCGCAGGGAUUCACGACCAACGGCUGAAGUGUGCCAUCGAUCUUAAGACGGAGCUGGAAGUCGCUGUGAGGAAGUAUGAGGAGCUUAACAUCAAGCCUCAGGAAGGAUCCAGAAGGCUGACGGCAGCCCUAGGGGAUGGGAGCGAGGACGAGGACGAGUUUGUGGAGGUUCCGGAGAAGGAGGGGUAUGAGCCCCACAUCCCUGACCACCUUCGGGCAGAAUAUGGGCUAGACCCAGCAGCCCCUGUCCAGACUCUGGAGAAAGACCCUCUGGGGGGGUCCAGUGCUCACGGCUUGCAUGCAAGGACAAGAAUGAGAAGGGAUGAGGAGGCUUCGGACCCCACCUCUGCUGCCGCCCAGCUACGGCUGCUCCAAGCUCAGCUGCCCCCGCCCUCACCCACCAGCUCCUCCAGGGUGCUGCUGGGGCCGGACGAGGCCCAGAAGCUGGCAGCAGAGCGAGCCCGGGCACCUGUGGUGCCCUUCGGGGUAGACCUAUGCUACUGGGGCCAGGAGCAGUCGGCGGCCGGGAAGAUUCUCAAAGCGGACUCUCAGCAUCGCUUCUGGAAGCCCAGCGAGGUGGACGAGGAAGUAGACAACGCGGACGUCUCGGAGAUGCUUCGCAGCCGCCACAUCACCUUCGCAGGGAAGUUCGAGCCGGUGCAGCACCAGUGCCGCGCCCCUCGGCCUGACGGCCGGCUCUGUGAGCGCCAAGACCGGCUGAAGUGCCCCUUCCACGGGAAGAUUAUCCCCCGAGAUGACAGGGGGCAGCCCCUCAACGCGGAGGACAGGGCCCGGGAGCAGAGGCAGCAGCUGCAGAGGCAGGCGGAGCGCCCGGAUUGGCAGGACCCAGAGCUUCUGAGAGACGUUGAGGCUGCCGUGAAGGCAGACCUCGGCUCAUCCCGGUACAGCGGAAAGGGCAAAGGCAAAGGGAAGAGGAUGAAGUACCCCAACCUCACCGAUCUGAAGCGGCAGGCAGACACGGCCCGGGCACGCAUUGGGAAGAAAGUUUUCGACAAGGCAGCUGUGCGGAGGGUCGUCUCAGCCAUGAACCAGAUGGACCGGAAGAAACAUGAGAAGUUUGCAAACCAGUUUAAUUAUGCACUGAAUUAAAAGGCUGAGCCCAA
Molecule: messenger RNA, 3194 nt
Organism: Loxodonta africana (African savanna elephant)
Lineage: Eukaryota; Metazoa; Chordata; Mammalia; Proboscidea; Elephantidae
Gene: UVSSA
Product: UV stimulated scaffold protein A
Exons: 13
Coding region: 970-3180 (736 amino acids)
Biological process (GO): response to UV; transcription-coupled nucleotide-excision repair
Cellular component (GO): chromosome
Molecular function (GO): RNA polymerase II complex binding
Source: RefSeq, a predicted model, not a curated record